AUGCCCUCAUAUGCGAAGUUUCUAAAAGACAUCUUGGCGAGGAAAAGGGUUGUGGAAAAGGAAACAGUAGCCCUUAGUACCGAGAUCAGUGCUGCAAUCAUGAAGCAUGAACUUCCCCCAAAAAUGGCUGAUCCGGAAAGUUUCUCUAUCCCUUGUAAGCUAGGAAACAUCGACAUCGAUCGAGCCUUGUGUGAUCUUGGAGCGAGUGUAAGUUUAAUGCCCUUGUCAAUCUACAAGAAAAUGAACGUCGGUGAGCUAAAACCGACAAGGAUGGCAUUACAAUUAGCGGAUAGAUCGAUCAAGUACCCAGCGGGAAUAUUAGAAGAUGUACCUUUGAAGAUUGCAACGGCGGAAGAAGUGAUCGGAGAAUUUUGUGAAGUAGAUCCGCUUGAAGCGUCACUAAUAGCCGUAGAAGCAAGUCUAUACAGCAAUUGGGAGGAGAUUGAAGAGAUAAGACGAGCGUGA
Messenger RNA from Tarenaya hassleriana, 465 nucleotides. RefSeq lists its product as uncharacterized. Bases 1 to 465 code for a protein of 154 amino acids. NCBI's taxonomy places the organism in Eukaryota, Viridiplantae, Streptophyta, Magnoliopsida, Brassicales, Cleomaceae. The transcript is spliced from 2 exons. The record is from RefSeq and is a predicted model, not a curated record.